CAGAGCUGUCAUUUGCUCCAAAACCUCGAGAUGGAAACACUUUUGUUCUUCAUUCUGCUGUCGCAUGCAAAUAUACACACUGUUACUACUGAUUUGUCUCUUCUAAAUUUAACAUCGCCGUACACACGGACUGUCCAAGAGAAGGGCAGCGUUUCACUGCAGUGUGACAUCACCGAUCAUGAGGAGGUGGCCUGGUAUCGACUGAGUUUCUACACCUUAACCCUCCUGAUCUCAGCACAGAAAACCCGCACUGUGAAAAGCCUCCCUGUUUAUUACAGCAAAGAUGAGAAUCGAUUUGUCCUGAGGCCAGACAGUCAGAUCACCACAGCUACCUUCACCAUCAACAACAUCAUGAAGGAAGAUCUGGGGCUGUAUUUCUGCGGAAUUACAGCCGAGCCUGCUCAGAUGCAUUUCGGCAGAGCGACCAGACUACAGUUUGAAGAUAAAGAAGAAGGACCAAAAGAAACAUUUUCGACCCUAAAACCUCCAGGAGAGAGAGACAGGGAGGAGAACACGGGUAAGACACUGGACAAUUCACUAUUAAAUAUGCAUACAGAUGCAUUUCUACAUUCAGUUUCUCACGGUAAGUGUGUGUUGUGUUCUCCAAGAGUUGGAACUUUGAGCACUAUAGUCAUUUUGAGGUUGAAUCUCCGUGUGAAAAAACAGAAAGUGGUCUGCGGUCGACCCUGAGCCAAUAGGGUACCAGAUAAGA
Clarias gariepinus (North African catfish) is the source of this 712-nucleotide messenger RNA. RefSeq lists its product as uncharacterized. The record is from RefSeq and is a predicted model, not a curated record. NCBI's taxonomy places the organism in Eukaryota, Metazoa, Chordata, Actinopteri, Siluriformes, Clariidae. Bases 31 to 690 code for a protein of 219 amino acids. The transcript is spliced from 3 exons.